AUGGCUAGCUCAGAGCACCAUCCUUCUGGCGGAGAGGAGUAUCUCUCACUUCAGCCAUCGGACCCCCAUCGAACCCAUCAGCUCCACGUCCCAUCCUGCCCUGUCACUUCCCACCAAGCUGCUCUUGGUUGCAGUGAUUAUACACUCCACUGCCCGAUGUGGCUGUUGUGGCGUGCCCGUGGCCCUCGUUUCCUGCCUGCCCCUAAUACUUCCGCUGGCCGCCUAGGCAUGGGCAACAAGGGCCGCCGCCGUUGGGCAGAACAUUCCUUCGGCACCGCUGAAGGAGGCGCCCCUGCCACCAAGCCACAGAAGCCCGAUGAGGAGCUCGGCUUGGACGAUCUUGACAACGAGAUCGAGCGGCAUCGCCGCAUGAUCACCAAGGAGGCGGCUCGCCUCGCUGGGCUUCAGGGACGUCUGAAGGUCCUUGAAGACCUUCGUGCAUCGCGUCGUGUUAGCGACGCGGAGAUAACUGAAAUCUCAAGCCACAUUGAGGCCCCUACCUUGCCCACCCCCGGUCCCUCUUACAACCCCUCUGCACAGCCUGAGUCAGUGGCCGCCCUGGCUGACAUUGUCAGGAAAAUUGCAGACAGGAUGGAUGCAUGUGAGCGGGAACGACUGGCCAUGGUGAAACUGCUGGAGGAGCGCCUCCCAUCCAAGGACUGGGCCAAUUGA
Messenger RNA from Penicillium subrubescens, 672 nucleotides. RefSeq lists its product as uncharacterized. Bases 1 to 672 code for a protein of 223 amino acids. The record is from RefSeq and is a predicted model, not a curated record. NCBI's taxonomy places the organism in Eukaryota, Fungi, Ascomycota, Eurotiomycetes, Eurotiales, Aspergillaceae. The transcript has 5 exons.